Molecule: messenger RNA, 3099 nt
Organism: Paraglomus occultum
Lineage: Eukaryota; Fungi; Glomeromycota; Glomeromycetes; Paraglomerales; Paraglomeraceae
Source: the annotation of a GenBank genome assembly
AUGAGACGAGGGCCUCGACGUCGAGUAUCUUAUGUGAUAUCACACGAUAAUAAGGAACAAGGUCAUUUUUUGGGUGCAAAUUCCUUAGCACUUGAUACAACAACUGUAAAUCCUAAGACUGGGCGACCGGAAGGAAUACUUUACACUGCUGGAAGAGACGGGCUCAUUUAUUCUUGGGAUUUACAUUUGCCAUUUAGACAACAAAAAAAAGUAUCCUCGUCAUCUGCUAAUGGAUUACUGGGCAAGAAUGUUGACGAUGAUGGGGAUGAGAAUGAGAGCUGGGAGGUCGAUAGUGAUAGGUUGACACCGUCAAUUCCCACCACAUUUCGGCAAGAGUAUCAGGGCCAUACAGAUUGGGUCAAUGAUAUUGUGUUAUGUCAUGGGAAUGAAACUCUCAUCUCUGCCUCAUCUGAUAGGACACUACAACUAUGGCAUCCACACAAAUCUAACAAGUCUAUUACGAUUGGAUAUCAUUCUGACUACAUCAAGGCACUUGCAUAUGCUCCUGGACCUUGUUGGGUGGCAAGCGGUGGAUUCGAUAGGAAAAUAGCCAUCUGGGAUAUUAACGAAUGUCGACCGUCUUCAGCCAUUACGUCUUUAGAUUUCACAGAUAUGGAUCCCAGAGCCUUAAUCUCAGAGACAUCUCCCAAAUCGUCUAUUUAUGCACUUGCUUGCAAUCCAUCUGGAACUGUUAUUGUGUCUGGGUCACCAGAGAAGAUAAUUCGUGUCUGGGAUCCGAGGUCAAAUAAACAAAUAAUGAAAUUUACUGGCCAUACGGACAACAUAAGAGCCGUGCUAGUCAGCGAUGAUGGGGACUUGAUACUAUCCGGAUCGUCCGACACGACCAUUAAAUUAUGGUCAUUGUCUGCUCAACGCUGUGUCAAUACAUUCACAAUUCACUCAGACUCAGUAUGGGCUUUGUACUCUGACCAUCCGAGACUGGAGACUUUUUAUACUGGUAGUAAAGACGGUUUGGUCACGAGAACCGACUACAGUGGAGAUGGGGAAUGUGUUGCAAUAUCAAGAGAGGCAGCUGGAGUAAUGAAAAUUUUGGCACUUGACAAUGAGUUUAUAUGGACAGCGACUGCCAAAUCGACUAUUAACAGAUGGUUAGACGUUCCCAGCCGCUCACGUCGUAGAGCCAAAGCGUUUGCAAGCGCAUCUUCUUCGCCACCCACAUCUCCUUCAUCAUCGGUUUCGCCUUCUGCGCUGAUUAAAUUGUCAUACUCAUAUAAUGGAGCAGUCGAUUCGGAUGCUGCGACAGUUCAUUCCAUGAAUGUGCACGAUGAUUCUACAUUUGGCGAUGACGAUUUAGAUGACCCCAUUCCCAUCAGAGAUGCACCUGAUACUACAAUUCAAGGUCAACACGGUCUAACAAAGCAUUGUUCUUUGAACAACAGAAGACAUGUGUUAACAGUCGAUACUGCUGGAGAAUGUGUUAAAUUGAAGACGUUCGGUAAGCGCGAUUUAGAAGAAGUUUAUCAGGAAAUAAACACAAUAGAGUCAAUACCCACGUGGGCUGCCAUAGACACUAGAAUUGGUGCAUUAACAAUACAUCUAGACGAGUUCCAGUGCUUCGAUGCUGAGGUAUAUGCAGAUGAAAUAGAAUCGCCUCCAGAAGACUAUGAAUUCCGCGAAGAUUACCGAGUCAAUCUCGGUAAGUGGGUAUUGCGAUAUCUAUUCCAAGAAUUUACACAAGCUGAAAUAAAAGCAUACGAGGAGAGCCGAGCAUUCGCGGAAAAGCAACAACAGAGCAUCCAAAGACAGCAAUCACUCAAUGAUAUCCAUAAAUAUUCCCAAGAGGCCUUACCACAAUCUCCAACGCGAGCUACACCACCGAAUCACAUUUCAUUCCCACCAGCAACUAUGCAAGCUGAACAUUUAAACGAUCGUCCAACACAAAAACCUUAUCAAAGGGGCAUUGAUAUCCUGUCUCCAAAGUCACCAACUAGUACUCAAUCUCCAAUCGCAUCUCCUACGGCGGCGGCGAUGCCUAAUUCCCCAACAAAAUCGUUGGCUGCAUUCGCUGGUCCCUUUACAGCUCCAGCAACUACAGGACCAACGCAAGACUAUUUUUCCGACUUACAUAAACCACCAACGCCUACUAGUCCGUCUACACAGUCCGGAGCAGCCAUGUCUGAAAAUAAAAACGAUCAAGCAAAAAUUCAAUUACCUCCGCCGGCGUUGGUUAAUCAAGGCUCAAAUAAUACCGGGUCAUCCUCGUUUGUGACGUCUAUAUUUAGAAGUAUUAAUAACGCCAGGAAAGCGCGUUCGCCAAAUGCGGACCCUAAGACCGAAAAUCUAAACUACUUGGAACAGCCCAAAGAUUAUCCCAACUCCAGAGUAAUAGAUAAGAAGCUAGUGUUUCGCGAUCAAGAUAAUGAAGAACCUCCGAAAACUGAUGACGAGGAAGAGACAAAAAGCAACUCUCCAACUUCCAAAAGUGACCAAACAGUUAAAUCCGACACGCCAUCUCCAGCUGCUUCUCCUGUUAUUAGCCAACCGAUAAGACAACUACAUUACAUUGUCCAACCACCAUUCGCUCAAAUAGAUCCUCAAGAUACCCCAACCAUAAAUAUUCCACAUCAUACAAAAGUCAUUAUUUCAGAAGACUCAUCAGAAGCCUCGACAAGCGUUGUGAUAUACAGAGGUACAGUCGGGACACUUGCAAAUGAUGCAGAACUCAUAGAACAAAAGGCUCCUUUGUGGUUAUUAGAGUUUUUAAUUAAGAAUAAGGUGCUCGUUAAAGAACAACCAAAGGUCAGUUUUGUACUCAAACCACACGAAGGAUCAAACCUCAACGACUUGCCGACGGGAAUCCGUAAAGUGCUUAGCUACGUAGUAGAGAAGUUGGAACUUUCGGCUACCGAUUCUCAGGCUACACAUUCUGCUACUAUAUCCGACAAACAGGACAGCGAUUCUGAAGCAGAAAAACGCCGUGCUUCCCCUAUGAGGCCUGAAAUGUGGCUAGAAUUGCUGUGCAAUGAUCAACCUUUGCAAGCAACGAUGACCCUAUCUACGGUUAGAAAUCUUUUAUGGAAAUCAGAUGGUGGUGAUUUGAUUAUGACUUAUAGGCUAAAAAUUAAGGAUAGAACGUAG